This is a messenger RNA of Clarias gariepinus (North African catfish), 9330 nucleotides long. It is a transcript of the gene lrp8, whose product is annotated as low density lipoprotein receptor-related protein 8, apolipoprotein e receptor. The coding region runs from base 138 to 3101 and encodes 987 amino acids. The transcript is spliced from 19 exons. The record is from RefSeq and is a predicted model, not a curated record. Gene Ontology annotation, molecular function: calcium ion binding; protein binding. NCBI's taxonomy places the organism in Eukaryota, Metazoa, Chordata, Actinopteri, Siluriformes, Clariidae.
GGAAGCUUGGAGCAGCGCUGUGUGUGUAUAUAUUUAUAUAUAUAUACAUUUAUGCGUGUGUGCGCGCGCGCGUGUGGGUGCGCGUGUGUGUGUGUAUGUUUCCCUUUCAUAUGAGCGCAGAGCCUCCAGCGUGAAGAAUGCGGACAGGACUCGGAAAACUCCUGCUUCUACACGUGUUCCUCAUGGAGACUGUUCACACCGGAGGGAGUGAGACAGCUUGUGAAACGGGACAGUUCAGGUGUAGAAACGGCAAGUGUAUUCCGACGCCGUGGCGAUGCGACGACGACGACGACUGCUCGGACAACAGCGACGAGGAGCACUGCCUGAAGACCACCUGUUCUUCGACAGACUUUACCUGUAAGAAUGGGCAUUGUGUGCCAGCUCGCUGGAAGUGUGACGGAGAGCCUGAAUGUCUAGACGGAUCUGAUGAGGCUGAGUCUACCUGCAAUCGGCAGACGUGUCAAUCUGAUCAGUUUGACUGCGGAGGCAUUGCAAACAAAUGCGUGUCUCUGUCCUGGCGCUGUGACGGAGAGACGGAUUGUGAGAACGGAGCGGACGAGGAACACUGCGCUACAGAUGCAAAGGUUUGUCCACCAAAAGAGUUCCAGUGCCGGAACAGCCUGUGCGUGGCCCCCACCUUCGUCUGUGAUGGUGACGAUGACUGUGGAGAUAACAGCGAUGAAGAAAAGUGCACUCCAGGAACAACCAGGAUAUGCAGCCCCCAGGAUUUUCGCUGCAACAACUCUGAGUGUAUCCCGGCUAUGUGGAGCUGCGACGGCGACCCCGACUGCAGAGAUAAAUCAGACGAGUCGCCCGAGCGCUGUAACAGCAGGAACCAGCCAAAGAAGACGGCCUGCUUAGCUGAAGAGUUCCCGUGCGGGAGCGGAGAGUGUAUCCAUCUUAACUGGAAAUGUGACGGAGACCCAGACUGCAAGGACAAGUCUGAUGAGACAAACUGUCCUCUGCUCACCUGCAGGCCGGAUCAGUUCCAGUGCGGCGACGGCUCCUGCAUCCACGGCACCAAGCAGUGUAACCACGUGCACGAUUGUCCAGACUUCAGCGACGAAGCAGGCUGCGUCAACAAAACUACUAAAUGUGAAGGGCCGCUGAAGUUUGUGUGUACUGACGGAGAGUGUAUCGACAUAAGCAGGGUGUGUGACAACAUCAAGGACUGUAAGGACUGGUCCGAUGAGCCUAUAAAGCAGUGUGGCCUCAACGAAUGUGCCACUAACAAUGGCGGCUGCUCCCACAUAUGCAAGGACCAGCGGAUAGGCUACGAGUGCGAUUGUCCCUCAGGUUAUAAGCUGCUGGAUCAGAGGACUUGUGGAGACAUAGACGAAUGCGAGAACCCGAAUGCCUGCAGUCAAAUUUGCAUCAACUACAAAGGUCACUACAAGUGUGAAUGCUACGAGGGCUAUGAAAUGGACCCAGUUUCCAACACCUGCAAGGCUGUGGGUCAAAGUCCGUACCUGAUAUUCACCAACAGACACGAGAUCCGGCGGCUCAGUCUGGUCAGGAAAGGCUACACGCAGGUGGCGCUCACCCUGAAAAACGCUGUGGCAUUGGAUGUGGAAGUCACCACAAACAAGAUAUACUGGUGUGAUCUUUUCCAUCGCAAGAUUUUCAGUGCAUAUAUCAACAAAGCCAUUAACUCAUCAGAGCAGGUCACGCUCAUCGAUUCAGCGCUACAUUCCCCAGAAGGCAUAGCUGUCGAUUGGGUCCACAAUAACAUCUACUGGACUGAUUCAGGACACAAAACCAUCUCGGUUGCUACUACUGAUGGCAAGAAGAGAAAAGUGUUGGUUGAAAGUGAGCUGAGGGAACCGCGGGCGAUUGCGCUUGACCCCAGACAAGGGUUCAUGUACUGGUCAGACUGGGGGACGCAGGCCAAAAUCGAGAAGGCUGGGUUGAACGGCGUGGACCGGCAGGUGCUGGUCUCAGAGCGAAUAGAAUGGCCUAAUGGGAUUACUUUAGAUUUGUCCAGCAGCCGUCUGUACUGGGUAGAUUCCAAACUCCACCUCAUCUCCAGCGUGGACCUGAACGGAGAUAACCGCAAAGUUCUGCUCUUGUCUACAGAGCACCUGGGCCACCCUUUCGCCCUCACGCUGUUCGAGGACCGAGUAUAUUGGACAGAUCUGGAGAACAACGCUAUCUACAGUGUGAAUCGUUUAACGGGGCACGAUGUUUCCAUGCUGGCGCAGCACCUGGACAGCCCGCUGGACGUAGUGGUGUUCCACGAGCUCCGGCAGCCCAAAGCUCUAGACAGCUGUAAUAUAGGGAGUUUGCCCAACGGAGGUUGCGAGUACCUGUGUCUGAGAGCCCCGCAGAUCACCGAGCAUUCACCUAAAUACACGUGCGCCUGCCCUGAUGAUGCUGAGCUCGGCCCGGACAUGCGCCGCUGUGUCACAGUGCCAAAGCCCAAGACUACAACGGCUAUGCCUUCUACUACUACAGAAACAACAGAGCCUUCUACGGUGUCUACGACAGAGACUUCCUCACCUCCGUCUACUUCCACGCCGUCCUCGACAACCACGACCAGUACCACAUCAUCCACCCCAACCACAACAACUGCAUCGAGCACGUAUGCUCCUUCUACGACACACGGCACUCUGUUAACCACACCACCACCCACCACAACACCGCAUUCAACUCCAUCAUCGUCUUCCAAGACAAGCAGCACUCAGAGCGGCACCACGACGCCACGCCAACAUCCCGUCUCCACCCAGAACACGACAGACAGCAGGCAACAGACGACGCCCAGAUCUACCACCAUCUCUCAGAAGGACGGACCAAACAGCAACCUCUCACAUCGUGGUCACUUCUUCCUGGGGAACAACAUCACUAUAGCAGUGCUUGGUGUCGUCAUCCCUAUAGUUCCUAUCCUUGCCACAGUGGUCCUCACCCUGGCGUGCACUGGAGGCUACCUGGUCUGGCGCAACUGGAGGCGGCGGAACACCAAGAGCAUGAACUUCGACAAUCCAGUGUACCGCAAGACCACAGAGGAAGACGACGACGAGAUCCACAUCGGCCACAGCGAGCAGAUCGGACACAUCUACCCAGCCCGCGUGGCGCUCAGUGUGGAGGAUGACGGAUUACCCUGAGGUUGUUUCCUCCUCCCCUCCAUCCAUCCAUCCAUGUGUCCAUCCAUCCACUUAUUUGGGGCUCUGAGUCUGGUGGGGAGACUGCAGCACUGCACAGCAAGCCACAGAGAGAGUGGAACACUCAUACACACUCAUACACUCACUCACACACUCACACAGACCCCUGUCCUUUAGAUGCUGUGUAGCGCUGCUCAGUGAUUAGAGACUAACACUAACCUCUUCAUCCCUGCGUCUCCAGCAGGUGUGUUAGUAAUGACUCCUCUUUCAUCAGGACUAACUUUAUCCAACGCUGCUUCAUUCAGUAGACACUUAGUUAUUUUAGCACUGGUGUAAACUCGCAGUGUGUCUGUGUGUGUCUGCCUAAUCUGUUUUGUUAGCUCUGGACUGUUUUAAGCUGAAGACAUGUUGUUGAGCUGAAAAGCAAAACAUUUCUGCAAACACACUGUACAGUACAUUUGUGGUGUAGCGCUACAGUAGAUGAUGUGAUGUCUGCCGGCAGGUCUUAGAUGAAAUAAGAAAGGAAUUAUGCUAAAUUACAAACACUAUACAAGAAAUAAAUGGUCGUGUCAUUCCUCUCAGCAGUCUUCUAGCCCUGUGUCUUCCCCAUAUCACAGAUUCAAACAGAGUGAGUCUUUAGAACAUCUUUCUGCGCUCUAAUUCAGUGUGCACUCUCCGAUCGUUUAGUUUUCCUUGUCGCCGAAACGGUUCAAAUGUAGGAUAAAUGUAAAGGUUUUGAUUUAAUGCGCUCUUUCUCAUAACCUUUUGUACCUGUAACAGCUCAUGCACAGGGACUUUCCUGGCUUAAUUACGCUCCACGCUCCCCCGUUAUUUCAGGACGUAUCAUAACAUUUAAAUGUAAUUAUAAGGGCAAUAGGUGGUUCAUUAAUAAAUAAUCAGGUAGAUAUUCCGAGCAAAAAUAAACAGAACAUUUGGUCAUGUCAUGGCUGAAAUGUCACCUCCACCAAUACUGAUUACAUAUUGACAGCAGUGUAAUUACGAGGGUGAGUCAAAAAUGAUCCGCACUGUACGUGGCUGUAGUAUUUAUUUUAAUUAACUUGUAGAAGAGACAAAUACACCGUUUUUCAGCAUAAUCUUCUCGCUUUACAACGUCCAUCCGUCAACAAGCUUUUGUAUUUCCACGUUAAAAAAUAUUUUAGGCUGAGCUGCGGUUUACAAAUACACCGCUGUCGUCAUUGCUUCAUCAUAAAUGAAUCUUCGUCCUCGUAGGGCUGCUUUUAGGGGACCACAACAGGUAAAGGUCCGAUGUAGUGAGAUCAGGACUAUAGGACUAUAACACCUUAAAGUUUUUGCAGAGUGUUGACAGUGUAAACAAAAGUGUGCAUACGUGCAUCAUCAUGCGAGAUCAUAACACCCUCAGAUAUCAGUCCAAAGUUUAGGCUACAGCUCUUCAAUAAGCAUCUCACUGUAACGAGCACUGUUGAUUGUUGAAUUUUCCAGCUGAUGGUUGGCUUUUUAACCUUUUCCAGGUUGGAGAUUGAGAUUCCAUACUCAGGCGUUUAGUCUGAGGCUCGUAGUGAUAAAUCUGUAUCUCGUCACCAGUAAUGACUCUCUUUAAGAAACUUUUUUUUUUUUUUGGCAAUUUUAGUUUGCAGGUACCCAACCACUUCUAAUCAUUUCGGCACCAGAUGCACUCUCAGACCACGCUGCUCUUCUUUUGCGCAAAUCAUAACUGGGGCACCUACUUUUGCUCAAAUAAACUGAUGUAACACUUUUAUACCUGCACAGCAGUGACUGGGUAGACAGUAGCCGUGAACGGAAAGCGCUGAUAAGACCCAAGUUUUAAUAUAACCAGCGUGCUGAGAAUUUUUGACUCACCCUUGUAUAGUACAUAUCAGCGUAGCUGUGACAAGCUACAGCAGAAUGACAACCAUGCUGUUAUUCAGUAUAAAGCACUCUUGCUUGUGCAAUAUUGCUCAAGUCUAUUUACAACAUACUGUACAAAUUUUUAAAAAUCAUCCAAAUUUUAAAGCUUGCUUAAGAUUUUUUGUUUGUUUGUUUCAUUAUUAGUAUUAGUAUUAUUAACCUCAACAGUUGCAUUUGUAGUAAAUAACACUCUCAGGCGACCAUUCCCACAUCCCUGUUCACUGAGACAUCUUUUCUACUUUUAGUAUGUGUUUUUGACUUUCGUAAACAUUUUAGUUCUUUAAACUGCAUAAAUGGAGUGUAAUUAUUUUUUGGAGUAAAGCAUUACCAUGCACCUUUUUAGUUAAAAGACGGGCUUACACACUAAUCUCUGAGCCUAACUCCAUUGACAAGGAAAGGAUUUUUCCUCAGAGUGUACAAUUUUUAGCAGCGUAACCAUUUGCUGCAUUUUUGUUCAUACAGCAUGAAUUUUAUUUUUUAGUUCUACAAGACUUGUUAUAGUCACGAUUCACUGAGUGGUGCAGGUCAGGGGAAAGCUAGCUGGUCAGGCAGAUGUAAACAGAGAGUCUGUCGUGGAUUAGGUUUAUAUAAAUAUAUCCAUCGUGUAAACGUUUUCAGAGCAGCUCAUAGGAAACAAUGUUGGUCCAAGUUAUGCCAUGAUAGAAAAAGGUCAUGUCCUGACCUGAAUUCAUGCUGGAUUUGCAUUCAUGCUGUGCUUGUCUUAAAUCUAGAUAAAUAAAAAAAAAAGAAAAGAAAACUGGUUAAACUGACUCAUGGGCCAGUAAGAAGAGCAUGAUAAAAAAACAUUCUGAAUGAAAAUUGGAAAACAGUCAGAGCUUUUGUGUAUUCUUUGUACCCACUAAAACUAAAAUAUUUUUUCUUAGAAAAAAUUUUUUCUUCUACAAUUUUGAUCACACUUGUCUGGAAAUCAAAUAUUUAGGAAUCCAAAUAUACUUAAGGACAUUUAAGCAUGAACAUAGUCAAUGUAUAAGUAUUGGUUGAACAUAUGCAGGUAUAAAUAUUGGCUAAUUAUAAUUUUCCUAUAUUGCAGCACAUGAAAAAUCCUGCUGAUUUUACUUAGGAAUGGUCCAAGGUAUUUUACUUUAUUUAUUUAAUUUUAUUAUAAUAUUUAUUAUACCUGAACAAUCUUUAUAUAUUAUUUUUCAGGGUUUUUUUUUAUAUAUUUCUUAAAUCAAAAAUAUCUUAAAUAUCUGACAUAAGAUAUCUGACAACCAAUGAACAAAUUCUAAAUGAACACUUUGGAAAUCUUUCCUGCUGUAAUAAGAUUUAAGGCCGCUGAUUUUCACAGUGUCUGUCUCACGUACACCUACUGAAGGCGGCAGGGUUAACCAGGAUGACCGUUAAUGUCCGAGAGAUUAACUGUGCAUCCGAGAUCAUACUGAACUAUUCACAAAUUUGUAGUUUAAUGAGAAAGUAAGAAAUGUUAAAAUGUUCCUGCACCUUUCCGGGUCCAGACUACAAUAUUAAUAAGCACUGGUUUAUUUCUGUAACUCACGUCCCCGCAUGACCCACACACAAAUUUAAUGACGUCUCAAAGUCAAGAUAUCCGAGGCGUCCCAGAGUCCCACAUACAGAAAUAGCUCUAUAUAUUUAAUUUAGUUUAUUUUUGUAUGACACUUUUUACAGUAUGUCAGAUAUUUAAGACCAGAAGAGCAUGAACUUGGAAAAAAAUAUCAGCAUGAGAUCAGAUCAGGAGAUAAUCGUGGUUUUAUUACUAGAGGAAUUUUUACUAAGCAACUGACUUAUGACAGCUGUCGAAAAUGGAGAAGGAAUCACUUUAACUCUAUUUUUUCCUUAGACGAUUCCACACCACUUUGUGCUGUAAUUAAUCCCUAAUAACUCUUACAGUAGAAGGAUUUUAAAAAUGGAAAUGCUGUAACCUAGCGACCAUGACAGACUCUCUCACUCUCUCAGACUCUUUCUUCUUAAAAACCAGUGCUUACGUGAAUAUCACCAAGAGAUGUGCGAUUUAAUCGUUUAUGCAAUUUGAGCGAUUUUUUUGUUGAUCGAUACGGUUAAUUAAAUCAAUGGAUCGGUUUUCAAUUAACAAUCAAGGCAUACUUUUUGAACUAAUAAGGUAAACUUUUAAAUGUUUGUGACUCUGCAUCUCUUACUUCAUGGACGGUUGCAAUAUCACCACCUACUAGCCUGGAGUGUGCUGGAAAAGUUUGGCUGGAAAAAAAAAAGAUAAUCGCUUUGUAUGACAUUUUAAAACAACAACACAAUAUUAAAAAAUAUUAAAAAUCAAUGCAUAAUCAAUACUUUUAGUAGUUUUUACUACUUUAAAACCUUAAAGAAAUACAGCUGUCAGAGACAAAUCAGACAGCAAACAUUAGUUAUAUCGAAUCGAUUCAGUAAAAAAGCCCAGAAAUCAAAUGCAAUUAAAUCGACAGUGAAUCUCUGUGUGAUUCACAGCUCUAAAUAUUACACAGCGUUAUUCAGAUAUGUUACUUCCUUUCUUUUGAAAUCAGUUAAUUGUUUUUUUGUAAAAAAAAAAAAAUUAAUAGAACAAAGUGAUGAAUGAUUUUCUAAAGCUAACCAGCUGAUUUAAAAAAACUGAAUAGCAAAAAGAGGUUACUGAAGUUAAAAAAAAUUAACUAAAAGAAGCUAGCUGGCUAGCAGGGUUGUAAUUGCAACAGCUAAGGCUAGCUAGUUAGCUAGUAGGCUAUUGUGCUGCUGCUGUUGUGCUUAGCUACUUAGUGCUGCUGUGUAAAAUGUUUGUUAUGGUCUCAGUGUGGAAUUUUAGUCUUUAUUCCUUUGCAGUAACUAAACAUAACAUGAACAGAGAAGAGCUUAUAUAUAUAAGAAGGAGCACACCGGCUAAUUAGCAAGCGAGGAUGCUAUGAUAUGCUAAAGGGAAAAUAAACCACUGGGUGUUAAAUCUGAAGUGAUCUUAGUGCAUUCCGUUAGCAUAUGCAUGUUAUUUUAUGACUUGGAAGCAAAGUGUGAGAAACAAGGGGCUUAGGGGAAUCUAGAGACAGAUUAUUCAGUAAAGACUCGUUUCAGACAUUUCGUGGCUUGUUGACGCCAUUGUUACAAAAGAACAUAAAUUACAGUAGAGGAACAUGCUGCACUGGUCAAUCUUCUGUACUUGAUGGAGAACGAGAUACACUCCUGUAGUCGCCCUGCUGUGCUUCACAUUAACAGUUUUUGUUUGCACUGCCAAGGUUUUAACACUGAAAGCAAUGAAGUCCUGGUGUCUGGAUUUUUUAAUACGUAAUCUUUAUGGACUUCUCUUCACUCUUCCUGAUUCAUACUUCCAAAACAUUAUUUAACAAUAUGUCUAAUGAUUACAACGGCGUACUUCUACGAUGUUUUGUUUUGUUUUGUUUGUUACAAAUCUUACACAAGCAAUACAGGGUAAUUUUAUGACUCGUCUUUCUCCAGAGGAGGUCUGGUGUUUUUUCUAAGUGUACAUAACGAUUCGUAGUGGUUUUUACUGUUUAAAGAUGAGAGCUCUGCGCAUUUUGUCCCAGGUUUACCAGGUGCUGCGCUUGAGCUCGCUUGUCUUCUUUUAAAGGGAUACUCGGAGGCUUUGAGUUUGGUUUCACGUGUUAGUCGGAUGAUAAUUUAUUGCACGGUUCCUGUUAAAGUCUACACCAAGCGUUUAGAUGUCGACUAAUCCCCGACCUUUCAGUAGAUGUCAGUGCUUUCUAUAUUCUCUUACUCUAUGCAUAUCUGAAGGUAAUCCCUGCCUUCCUGCAGUGCAGUGCAAUGCAGGGUUGCACCGUGCUGCUCCUUCCUUCCUUCAUUCAUUUUUUCCUUCCUUCCCUUCUGUCAUGUCAUAUCAUCACAUCACAUGACAUCACUCACCACUAACGGCAUUUUUUUAACACGUCCACUUUUCACUCAUCCCAGAACGGAUGUUUUUGAAAGGGCUAUACUUUUCCCUCAUGCCGGAAAAAGAAAAAACACGCCGGGCAAAGCAGAAGAACGAGCCGGGAAGCUGUCGUGGAACCUCGCGCCGCUGCUUCGUCACGGCUGUACACUCCGAGAGCAGAGCGCCCCCUCCUGAUCCAUCCUGCACAACACAACAGUACUGCUGACUUGCCUGUACACUGGAUCCCUCUCAUCCUGGGUCUUUUGCCAUCUGUGAAUAUAACGACCUCCGUUUUGAUUUUCCUCGACCGAUCAUGUGCUACUUGAACAAAUGUCCAGAAACAUCUCUUUUUUUUCCUGUUUUUUUUUUUUUUUUUUUGUACAGUAUCAGGAAGCAGAUAUUUUCUCUCAGCGAACCGUUCCUUUAACGUGUUCCUACGGAAAAAAAAAAAACCUUUUCUACACUGUUUGUUGCACAAACUUUUGAGAAGCCUUCUGCACUGUG